Trifolium pratense (red clover) is the source of this 1125-nucleotide messenger RNA. Its product is annotated as protein DCL, chloroplastic. Lineage: Eukaryota; Viridiplantae; Streptophyta; Magnoliopsida; Fabales; Fabaceae. Bases 188 to 844 code for a protein of 218 amino acids. Gene Ontology annotation, cellular component: chloroplast. Gene Ontology annotation, biological process: chloroplast rRNA processing; chloroplast organization. The record is from RefSeq and is a predicted model, not a curated record. The transcript is spliced from 3 exons.
GGAUGAUUGACAUCGAAAUCAAACACUGUGGUUUAUCUUGUAGCUGGUAACGUUUGCGAAGAGCGCGAGUGAACACUCUCCACCGAGAGAGAGAGCUCGGAGUCAGAAGAAGCUGAGUGACAAAACUAUGUUCAAUAAAUAAUCUUAUUAACAACUCGUUGUAGUUAGCUGCAUACAGAUUCAAGAUAUGGCUUCUUCACUAUCCAACACAAAUCAUUUUCAUUCAUUCAAAAACCCUUUCUCUUUUCGUUCUUCUCGUUUCAUUCUAUCCAUUCCUUUCUACUCUACACCAACACCGUUGCUUCAUUCUCGUUUCUCUUCUUCUCUCAAAGCUUCUUCUUCUUCUUCUUCUUCUUCUGAAGCUGAUAAGUCAGUUAUUUCACAAGGGAAACGAAUUGUAGAGGACAAGAGCUAUUGCUAUGAUAAUGAUGAAGAAGAAGAAGAUGAUGAAGAAGAAGAAGAUAAAUGGGUUGAUUGGGAAGAUCAGAUUUUGGAAGAUACUGUUCCUUUGGUUGCCCUUGUUAGAACGAUUCUUCAUUCUGGACAAUAUCAUAUUGGAGAUAGACUAAGUCCAGAGCACGAGAAAACCAUUCUUGAGAAGCUGCUUCCAUUUCACCCUGAAUCUCAAAAAAAGGUUGGAUGUGGAGUCGAUUAUAUAACGAUUGGAUAUCAUCCUCUGUUUGAUCGGUCCAGGUGUUUGUUCAUAGUGCGAAAAGAUGGAGAGCUGGUUGACUUUUCAUAUUGGAAAUGCAUAAAGGGUUUGAUCAGAACGAAUUAUCCAUUAUAUGCAGACAGUUUCAUUCUCAGGCACUUCAGGAAGCGGAGUCGUAAUUUGGGAAGUUGAUAUCUUCUGCUUGUUGUACCAUUGUAUGUUAGAGUUAGCUUCCUUCUUUUUUAAAGUUAUUUUAUCCUUUCCAUUUUUGUUGUUCUCGUAUUGCUGUUAGCUAGUGUACUAUUUUAAUGAUCUGAAAAUAGAUAAUAUAGAAAUUUAUGGAAUUCAGAAGAGUGGUUAAGCAUUUAACGACCCACUAAUGAUCGCCGUCGAUGCUGGAAAUUGACUCCAUUUUAUUGUUGACAAUAUAUUUGCAGUGCUUGAAAAUUACAUGAACAUGGAUUUUGUAUAUA